CCCGAUCUAAUAUAGUUUGACCGGUCAAGUAAUUUACACCAUCAUUUUUGGCGCCAUCCGUGGGACCGUUAAGGUUUCUUCUCCUAAACACAAACCUACCCACCAAAACACCACUCGAAAUGUCUUCUAGCCAACAAAUCAACGCUACUUCCGCUCAGGUGCAGGCCACCAACGAGGGAGCCAGCAUCCCUGUGGCUGCUACCAUACCGGUCAUUUCAGCCCCGGUGUUGCCUCUGGGUCUGAGCACUGUCCCGACCGCCAGCGUUAUCAGUCUCUUCGUGACCCCCGUCCCUUCCGCUGGACCGAGGGUAACGUUCCCACCAAGCAUGACUCAGUUCAUGAAUGACCCAGCCAACCUACAAGCCAUCCGGGGCUUUGGCCAGGUCAUGGCCAUGUGCCAACAGAACGGGGGGAUGCCUUUCCUCCCUGGCGAGGUGCGGGAGGCCGAGCCUGCCCGCACCCGGCGCUCCCGGUCUAACCGGCAGGAGCCAGCGAGGACGAGGGCCUCCCACCAGGAAGGGGAGGCAGAAAGCAAGCCCAGGUUACCGGUGGCGAACUGGUUAACCAUCCCAAACGACCGCGUCCAGCAGAUGGAGGCAAAGCUGGAAAGGCUGGAAAAGAAGGUCGGGGAGAAGAAUGACCGGGACAAACCCCUGGCAGGGUCCCCGUUCACCACAAGGGUCCAUCUGACACCUUUCCCGCGAAAGGUCAAGAUCGACGCCCCCAGAUUCACCGGGAAGGAAGAUCCGGAAAUCCACCUGGACUCCUUCAACCAGAGUGCGACCAUGAACGGUUGCACCGAUGAAGAAAAGUGCCUACUUUUCUUCCAGACCUUGCGGAACCGAGACACUGAAUGGUUCAAUAAGCUUCGCCCGGGAAGCAUUGACUCGUUCAGUGAUUUGGCCUCAAAGUUCAAGGCCAUGUUCCAGGAGAAUUGUACUAAGAGGAAGAAGUUCACCUAUCUUAGUACAGCCGGGCAGAGGGAGUCUGAGAACCUCACUCAGUUCCUUACCCGGUGGAAGGAAGAGGUAGACAAGGUGGAAGAGAUGGAUGACAAAACCGUCCUCUCCCUCCUCUUGAAUGGCUUGCGUGCUGGGGAACUAUACAAGGAGUUCUGCCGGAAACCCCCAGCCACAUACCAAGAGGCCUACCAUACUGCAUGGGAGUUUGCUAAGGCUGAAACCCAACUCCGGGCAAAAAGAGAAGCUAAGUAUGGUCACAAGUCCAAGCCGGUGCAAGUCAAGAAGGAAGAAGCACCGGGACCUAGCCGCCCGAGGGACCACUAUGACCCGGUCAUCCGAGUGGUCAAUACGGAGGAAUGCCAAGAAGUCCGAAAAGCACCGGUCAUUCCACCAGAAAACCCUACCGGUCAAGUAGGGCGGCAGUGGUCGGGCACCUAUUGUUCGUACCACAGGUCUGAUUCCCAUAACACCUCCGAAUGCAAGAGUGUUAAAGGGGUCAUCCGGCAGAUGAUCGACAGUGGAGAGCUGGACAAAGAUUACUUGCAGAAAGCCCAGGAGAAGAGUCAUCAGUGGGUUAGGCCAACUGCCCCAGGAAAUGACCGGGACAAUGACCGGUGGAGGAAUAACCGGCCAAGGGAGCGGCAACCUGCCCCCAAAAAAGAAGACAUCGGCAUGAUCUUUGGCGGACCCGAGGGUGGAGAUUCAGCCGCGCAGCGGAAGAACUGGGUCCGGAGCAUUUACGUUGGAGAGGUAAGUGCUGAACCGCCCAGGCGUAAGCAUACUAGGAGGGAGCCUAUCGUCUUUACUGACCGGGAUCUCCCUCCUACCAGUGAAGAUCACAAUGAUCCAUUGGUCAUCACCAUGGACAUUAAUGGGGUGGAUGUCGCCCGGGUACUUGUUGACACCGGUAGCAGUGUCAACAUCUUAUACCUGGAGACCUUCCAGAAACUCAGGUUGUGUCGAACACAACUUGAACCCCUCAAAACCCCUCUCUCAGGCUUCACGGGGGACACCGUUGAAGCGGAAGGAUCCAUAGUUCUACCGGUCGAACUAGGAUCAGGUGAAAAGACCGUGUGGAAGAAGAUGCGGUUCAUAGUUGUGGACAUCAAAUGCGUCCACAACGCAAUUCUAGGAAGGCCAGACAUCAAUAAAGUCGGGGCGGUGAUUUCCAUGCCUCAUCUAUGCAUGAAGUUCCACACUCCAGACUUACCGGUCAACAAGCCCACUGAGCAAUGGUGGGAGAUGGCAGUUGAUGGGGCAUCCGGUCCUAGAGGAUACGGGGGUGGUAUCGUGUUCACCACCCCAGAAGGAUUCAAGAUCUACCAUGCAAUCGUCUUCAACUUCAAGCUGACGAACAAUGAGGCAGAAUAUGAAGCUCUGGCUGGAGGGCUCAGACUUGCCCAAGCCCUGAAAAUCAGCCGGCAGAAUGAGGAAGAUCACUUGGCCGAACUCAACUUGGUCGAAGAGCGGAGAAUGGCCGCGGAAGUCAAAAUGAGCACAUACCAACAAGUUGUGAAGAAGUACCAUGAUAACAAGGUCGGGCCGCGGUACUUCCAAGUUGGGGAUGAAGUCCUACGAAGAAGAGAAGCAAGUAGACCCGGCGACGGGGGAAAGCUAGCAAAAAACUUGGAAGGCCCGUAUAGGGUUAGAGCCAUCAUUCGCCCGGGGACAUACCGGUUAGAAACUCUUGAAGGGGUACCAGUGGAAAGAACCUGGAAUUCCCAUCAUCUUCGCAAGUUCUACAAAUGAUUGUAAUACUAGGCAAGGCCUACUUUAUUAUCAAUCAAACCGAUGAUGUUCAAUACUCUAUUUGGUAGCGGCAGGAUUGAUAGGUCGAACCUAUCCUAGGAAGGCUUCCUGGGUGGAUCGAAUGGUUAAAUCUCCAGUAUUCUUACCGG
Messenger RNA from Cuscuta campestris, 2860 nucleotides. NCBI's taxonomy places the organism in Eukaryota, Viridiplantae, Streptophyta, Magnoliopsida, Solanales, Convolvulaceae. The record is from the annotation of a GenBank genome assembly.